GCAGCAGCAGCAGCAGCAGCAGCAGCAGCAGCAGCAGCAGCAGCAGCAGCAGCAGCAGCAAAACGCCAGCGACGUGGGGGUCACUUUGACUGUGCGCCAGCCUUAUGCCUCUCUCAUAGUUAACGGCUUCAUCUUGGAAGACCUUCGCUACUGGGCCUCUUCUUACAGGGGCAGGCUGUGGAUCCACGCAUCAGAAGAUGCAGCAACAGCCCCCGUCAUUUCCCUGGCUGAGGCCUCGUGUCAGCAAAAGCUGCUGCAGGCUGCUGCAGCGGGCCUCGCUGGGGGGCCCCCAGGGGCCCCCCAAGGGGGGCCCCCCGGGGGGCCCCCAGGGGCCCCCCAUGAAGGGCCCCCUGGGGGGCCCCCCAAGGGGGCCCCAAGCGCCUGCCUGCCGCCUUUUCCCUCUCAGUACCCAACGCGAUGUGUGCUGGGCUGUGUGCAGCUGAUUGACUGCGUCGCAGCGCCGGGUGAUGACUGCGGCGGCUCGGAGGCUUUCCUCUUUCGCUUUGCCUUGCCGCAGCUGCUGCAGAUCCAGGGGGGCGACAAGUUUUGGUGUUUGCCGAAGGGCCUCCUACCGACCCUUCAGGCUUCUCUUUUGCCGCCGCGCUGGCCGGCGGUCUGGGGGCCCCCAGCAGCACUGCUGGCCCCCAGCAGCAGCAGCAGCAGCAGCAGCAGCAGCAGCAGCAGCAGCAGCAGCAGCAGCGUUGGGGGGGACGAUGCAUCUGAGCAGCAGCCGCUGCAGCAGCGGACAGACCCGACCCCAGAAGAGCCCGAGGCCUUCUGGUGA
Molecule: messenger RNA, 784 nt
Organism: Eimeria necatrix
Lineage: Eukaryota; Apicomplexa; Conoidasida; Eucoccidiorida; Eimeriidae
Product: putative zinc finger motif, C2HC5-type domain-containing protein
Exons: 4
Source: RefSeq, a predicted model, not a curated record